UCUGCGUUUCUCCCACAUGUUCUAGUUCAAAAGUUUUACAGCACAGCACACAGUCACACACGUUUGUUUUUGGUCUCCUAAGCGUUACACAUUAUUAUUCACCUUUCCCAGUUUAAUUUGUUUAAGAAAAUGCCACCUAAAAAGAAGACACAAAAGGCCAAUGGUUUUAUGAUGUUCAUGAUUGAAAUGAGACCAAGACUUGAAUCUGAUGGGCACAAAUUUCCUGGGGGUUUGAUGGAUGUUCAUCCUGUUUGUACUCCAUUAUGGAAUAAUCUGACCACAGAACAAAAAGCGGUUUAUAAUCAAAGGGCUAAAGGUGGCCCCAUGAUAAAAGAAGAGAAAUUAGACACCCGUGGGGUACCAUUAGCAUGGAAGGAAAGAGAGGAACAGAAGAAAAUUAUUGAAAAAAGCCAAGUUUUCCAGAAAAUUGAGGAUUUGGUUGCAUACUUACAUGGCCAAGGAACUCUUGUGAAUCACUAUUUCCAUUUGGCUCACUUCAACAUUGCUGUUUCUACUGACGAAGGAGAAUACCCACCUUGUGAGAUGGCCAUAGUCAAGUUUUCGUUAGCAGAUGGAAUUGCCAGCUGUAUACAUGAAUUUGUGAAUCCUGGACAACUGCGACUUGGUUAUGCCUAUGAAGCUGGUCUUCACUCAGAAAAAACUCACAAAAUUCCUGCUACUGGUUUUAAUUUUUUCAAUAAUAAUUAUGUUGCCAUCACCAACAGCAUCAAAAGAAUGCUAAAACAGCAGGAUGGUGGCUAUGCCCCAUUAUUUUUCGUCGAUGAAGAUAGAGUAAAGGCGACUUAUAUUCUAGAGUGGUUAAUAGAAAAGAGCUGUGAGUUGGAUAACGGAUACGAGAAAAUGAAUCCAUUCAAGACUUACAGCUUGAACAAACUCUUUUACGAGUUGCGUCGCUAUGCCGAUUUGGACGACCCGCGGCUGAGAUUCACUAGUACAUCUCAAGUGUCUGAAUAUUUUGGUAACGGAGUGUUUCAGUUCAGCCCAAAUAUGGCUUGCGAGUGGCAUGAAGAUCAGGAUAAUGUGACUUAUUGUUCAUUGACAAAAGUGAAAAACUACGCCUACACUAUUGCUGACAUGUGUUGCGAGCAUUAUGACUUGUCUUUGCUGCCUAAUCGCCACGUUCCUGCUAGCAUUGCUGACGAACAUCGCUACGUGGUUAUGCCUAAAGCUGACAAGGUUCAGGAUGCACAGCAGACACCCGUUAUGAAAGAAGAUGACGAGGACGAAGAAGAAGCUAUUGAAUCUGUUCCACGCUUGCCAAACACUUUCUCGAAAGUUGUCAUGAAAUCCGUCGGACCGCGCGUAGCAGCCAAUUUUGGUAAACCCCAAAGUGUCCUACCUGGAGCUGGGCGUGGAAUUUUAGCAGGAGCAUCACCGAUGAAAUUAAUUUCGGAACCCAUAACUCCAGGACCACCUUCGCAAGAAAGUGCACCAUCAACUCCCGCUGGAAGAGGCCGUGGCCGCGGAUUUCUCUUAAGUGACGAUUAAAUCGUAUUGAUACCUUUCUUAUUAUCCUUAUAUCCUUACACGGUAAAAAAAAUUCUCAGUUUUCUUAGCAGCAGAAAAUAUGUCGCUACAAUUAUGUUUUCUUAUCCAUCCCAAAGUGAUGUCUUACGGGGAAAUUUCCAAAAAUGUCUUUCAAAUGUUAAUCCAGAAAUAAAUUAUGACUGUUUCUUUUUCCAGUA
Molecule: messenger RNA, 1706 nt
Organism: Daphnia pulicaria
Lineage: Eukaryota; Metazoa; Arthropoda; Branchiopoda; Diplostraca; Daphniidae
Product: protein maelstrom homolog
Exons: 8
Coding region: 130-1509 (459 amino acids)
Biological process (GO): regulation of miRNA-mediated gene silencing; negative regulation of DNA-templated transcription; male meiotic nuclear division
Cellular component (GO): P granule; nucleus
Molecular function (GO): sequence-specific DNA binding
Source: RefSeq, a predicted model, not a curated record